Molecule: messenger RNA, 354 nt
Organism: Trichomonas vaginalis G3
Lineage: Eukaryota; Parabasalia; Trichomonadida; Trichomonadidae
Product: SAP domain family
Exons: 1
Coding region: 1-354 (117 amino acids)
Source: RefSeq, a predicted model, not a curated record
AUGCUUCCAUCUUCAGGUUUAAUUAAAGAGUGGGAAUAUGAAGGAGAUAGACCAAUGAACGUUAAAUUACCUAUAGAUGAUUCUCCUUAUAGAACUGUUCAAGUUUCUGAAGAUACCGCACCAAUCUUAUUUAGAACUAUCGAAUUCAACCAAAAGCAAAUACAACUAAAGGCACAAAAAGAACGUGAAAAGCAAAAGUCUAAAACAAAUACCGAAAAAACUGUUAUUUCGAAAAAUUCAAUUAAAAAUCUAUCUACAAAUGACCUCAAAAAGCAAUUAAAGGCUCUAGGACUUUCUACAGAUGGUACACGCGAGCAAAUAUUGGCCAGAUUUGAAAAAUUUGUAAAGAAAUAA